UCAUCUCUGGGGAAGGAGGAAGAUGGCUCCCAAAUGUGUCCGGCUGCUCCUACUGCUGAGCUGUGUAGCUUGUCCUGAAGUCCUGAGUGAUCUCCUGAGACCCAGCUGUGCUUCAGGGUGGUUUUACUACAAGUCCCACUGCUAUGGAUACUUCCGAAAGAUGGGAAACUGGUCUCAUGCUGAGCUGGAGUGCCAGUCAUAUGGAAAUGGAUCCCAUCUGGCAUCUGUCUUGAAUCAAAAGGAAGCCAGCGUCAUAUCAAAGUACAUAAUUGGCUAUCAAAGAAACCUGCCUGUGUGGAUUGGCCUGCAUGACCCCCAAAAGAACCAGUUAUGGCGAUGGAUUGAUGGGUCUCCACAGCUGUACAGACCCUGGAACCGAAGGACAGAGAGUGAAGCCAGGCACUGUGCUGUGCUGAACCCCAAGGACAGACAGUGGCCUCGGCACUCAGUCAAUGAACCUUCGGCUUUCUGUGCCUACUCUGCUGCCUUUGCCAAAUCAAUAUAG
Molecule: messenger RNA, 505 nt
Organism: Phodopus roborovskii (desert hamster)
Lineage: Eukaryota; Metazoa; Chordata; Mammalia; Rodentia; Cricetidae
Gene: Reg4
Product: regenerating family member 4
Exons: 5
Coding region: 23-505 (160 amino acids)
Molecular function (GO): signaling receptor activity; mannan binding
Source: RefSeq, a predicted model, not a curated record